This is a messenger RNA of Anopheles cruzii, 4621 nucleotides long. RefSeq names its product E3 ubiquitin-protein ligase Bre1 (gene Bre1). The transcript has 4 exons. Lineage: Eukaryota; Metazoa; Arthropoda; Insecta; Diptera; Culicidae. Gene Ontology annotation, molecular function: metal ion binding; ubiquitin protein ligase activity. The record is from RefSeq and is a predicted model, not a curated record. Gene Ontology annotation, cellular component: HULC complex; nucleus. The coding region runs from base 1 to 3234 and encodes 1077 amino acids.
AUGUCGAAGCGCUCGGCGGACGAUGGGGCCACUGGUGCGGGGAGCGUUGUCGGGGCGGCGAACAGCGCUGGCGGGCUGCAGCCCCCGAUCAAGAAAGUGCACUUCGAGCCGCACCUGAUCGGGCCGAUUUCGACGCUCGAGGAGAUGGACAUCAAGGUGUUGCAGUUCCAGAACAAGAAGCUCGCCCAGCGCAUCGAGCAGCGGAUACGGUGCGAGUCGGAGCUGCGGUCCCGCAUCGAGCAGCUCGAGAAGCGCCAAACGCAGGACGACGCCGUCCUGAACGUGGUCAACCGCUACUGGAACCAGCUGAACGAGGACAUCCGGGUGCUGCUGCAGCGCUUCGAUGCCGAGACGGCGGAUGAAUCGGAGAACAAAAAUGAGAACGAGGUCACGACGUCGUUUCUGAUGCAGCUCGCCACCUGGGACAAGGAGGAGCUGGACGACAAGCUGGCGAACCGGGUGCAGGUGUCGAAGCGGGCCGUCGCGAAGAUCGUGCAGGUUUUCGACCGCCUCAUGCAGCGCAACGAGAAGCUGAUGCUCGCGAUGAAGGGCGAAUCGGACGAGGCGCUCGGGAAGGCAGGUGGCGGCGGAGGGUUACCGCCCGAUCUGGACGAAACCCUGCGCCAAACGUACAUCGACGUGAUGGCGGAGAACCGCAAUCUGCAGACACAGAACACGCUGCUGCACGAAAAGUUUCACACGAUCUCGCUCAAGCUGAGCGAGUACCAGGACAUGCUGAACGGCAAGGAGACGGAGGGGGCCGAGCUGCGCAACCAAAUCGACGAUCUGCAGUACGAGCUGGAGAAGGUGCGGUGUCGGAAUGACAAGCUGGAGAACCACCUGGCGGAGGCGAUCGAGAAGCUGAAGGCGUACCACCAGUUGCACGGCGGUGAUCCGCUCAGCUCCGGAACAGGUGGCCCCGGUGGUGGCGGUUCGUCCGAGCGGCACUUGUCGAGCAACAGUGGCAGCGGCGGUGGCGGCGGCGGCGGCGGCCGGGGAACGGGCUCGAUGACGAGCGUGGCCGCGCAGCACCUGGAGGAUCUGCAGAAGGAACUGGAGGAGUACAAAGAGCUGUCGAACAAUCGGUUGCAGGAGCUCGACAAGCUGCACCUGCAGCACCGGGAAGCGCUGAAGGAGGUCGAGAAGCUAAAGAUGGACAUCCGGCAGCUGCCGGAGUCGGUGAUCGUCGAGACGACCGAGUACAAGUGCCUCCAAUCGCAGUUCUCCGUGCUGUACAACGAAUCGAUGCAGAUCAAGACGCUGCUGGACGAGAGCCGCAACCAGCUGCAGUCGAGCAAGAACCAGCACCUGCGCCAGAUCGAGAUGAUGGAGAGCGAAGAGCUGAUCGCGCAGAAACGCGUGCGGAGCGACAUGAUACAGAUGGAGGACGUGCUGUCGCAGAUACGCAAGGAGUACGAGAUGCUGCGCAUCGAGUUCGAGCAAAACAUGGCCGCGAACGAGCAGACGGCGCCGAUCAAUCACGAGAUGCGCCACCUGAUACUGUCCCUGCAGAACCACAACGGCCAGCUGAAGGGUGAGGUGCAGCGGUACAAGAAGAAGUACAAGGACGUGUCGGCCGACAACACGAAGCUGCGCAAAGACCUGGAGGACGUGUCGACGAAGCUGACCGUCGCGCAGGAAGUGGCCCUACAGCAGGCGGAAACGAUCAAGCAGGAAGCGAACAACUGCCUCGCGUCGAUGGGAGGUGGUGCCACCAACGACAGCGGUGGCCGAGGGUGUACCGGUGGCCACAUAAAGGAAGAAGGCGGUGGCGGAGCGGGGCUCAAGGACAGUGGCGGAGGUGGCGGCGGCGGCGGCACCGGUAUGCUACACGAUCGCGACGGAAAUCCGUGUUCCAUCAAGGAGGAAGACCCGAACGGAAUGCUAAACUCGUGCGGUACGAUGGGCGGCCAUCUCGGCGGCGGCGGUGGUCUGUUGCGGUCGGAUUCGGGCGAAGAAGGUGGCUCCGAAGGUGGGCUCGAUGGGGCUAAUGGAAGCAUCAAGCGGGAAGAGAUCAUCGGCCCGGACGGAACGGUGAUGGUGGUGAAGAAGGAAUGUCCAGGAACGCCCGGGGGCCACAAGAUGGGUUCCGGUGGCGAUAAAGCAAACGGGCCCAAGUGCAUCGAGUCGGAUCUGGUGCGCGAUCUGCGGAAUCAGCUGAAGAAAGCUUUAAACGAUCAGAAAGAGAUGAAGCUGCUGCUGGACAUGUACAAGGGCGUACCGAAGGAGCAGCGGGACAAGGUUCAGCUGAUGGCGUCCGAGAAGAAGAAGUGUGCCGAAAUCGAGGACCUCAAGGUGCAGAUGAAGAAGCUGCAGGAGAGCAAACGCGAGGAUCGGAAAAAGCUGGCCGACGAGGAAGCGCUGCGGAAGAUCAAGCAGCUCGAGGAGCAGAAGUACGAGCUGCAGAAACAGGUCCAAAACCAGAAGCAACCACCGGACAGCAGCUGGAGCAGUGGCUAUCGACCAUUUGAGGAAGAAGCACUCCUGAACGAGAUGGAGGUCACGGGGCAGGCGUUCGAGGACAUGCAGGAGCAAAACUCAAGACUGAUACAGCAGCUGCGCGAGAAGGACGAUGCCAACUUUAAGCUCAUGUCCGACCGGAUCAAGGCGAACCAAAUGCACAAGCUGUUGCGGGAAGAGAAGCAAAUGCUGGAAGAUCAGGUAACGACCCGUGACAGUCAGAUCGAGGCGAUGCACGUGGUGCUGCGGAAGCUCGAGGAGAAGGAACGUAUACUCCAGAACACGGUGACGACGAUCGAGAAGGAGCUCGUGGCGCGCCAGCAAGCGAUGGAGAUGCACAAACGGAAAGCGAUCGAAUCGGCCCAAUCGGCGGCCGACCUGAAGCUGCACCUCGAGAAGUACCACGCCCAGAUGAAGGAAGCCCAGCAGGUGGUGGCCGAAAAGACGAGCUCGCUCGAGGCGGAAGCAUACAAGACGAAGCGCCUGCAGGAGGAGCUGGCCCAGCACAAGCGCAAGGCGGAGCGGAUGAAGAAGAUCGAAAUGUCCGGCACCACGAUCGACGAGGUGAUGCUGGAGGAGAUCCGUGAGUACAAGGAAACGCUGACCUGCCCCUCGUGCAAGGUGAAGCGCAAGGACGCGGUCCUGUCCAAGUGUUUCCACGUCUUCUGCUACGACUGCUUACGGACGCGCUACGAAACGCGCCAGCGCAAGUGUCCGAAGUGUAACUGCGCGUUCGGUGCCAACGACUACCACCGGUUAUACCUCUCGACGUAAGGCUGUAGAGUGGAGUGCUCGUGCGGGGCGACCGGUGUUUGUCAGUGUCUGUGUGCGCGUGCGAUCGUAAGUCGAGGACCCAGCGGCAUCCCAAUUCCCUUCUUCCCGGCUUUUGGAUCCCUUCUUUCGCACUUCCUCCACCGUGCCCACUUAACUGUGGCCAAAAAAGUGUACAUGACCCAGGAUGGUUUCGUCCGUUUCUGAUCCACAAUAUACCUGACGGUUUUAUUGGAAACCCUCUCCCAUACACGGCUAAAUGCUUCAGAAUUCUAAGAAUUCUCAUGUUUUUUAGGACAAUGGAAUAGUGUAAAUUGUAAAGCCUUUUAGUGCCCUUCUCAGGCAUUCACCCCAAUCGAGGUGAACUUCGACGUAAGCUAGUCCGUAUCAUCCGAUCUCGCUGUCCGAGAUCGAGAUCGAGAUCAUGAAGUCUUGCUUGGCUCUAUUUGCGGCCAACCAUUUGCUCCGAUCGCUUUCCUCGCUGUAGCCUCCUCUCGUAUCGUUUCAAAUACCAUUCCGUCUGCACACGACCGUAUUGCCGUCCGCUAGUCGCGAGUUUCGUGCUCUUUGCUCUACUCCCUUUACAGCCUUACAGACAGAGUAUUGUGCUCGCCAACCAUAAUGUCAAUCUUAAAUCAGCCUCCGCACCGUUUGAUGAAAGCGAACGCGGAAGCGGCGCCCCGUGGCGCGAAGCAGUGUGGAGCGGAACUGCGCCCGAAUGGCCCGGCCAGCAGCCGGGCGGUGGUAUCGUAGAAUGUUAGAUUUGCAGAUGAAUAAACCGCAAGCCGCUAAGCCGCGACGCGAGGAGUUAGUGAGCCAACCUACCAAAACAGACAGACAUACCCGGGGAAACCAUUGUUUUAGAAGAGCAGACACAAAAUUCCAAAACAUAUUCCAGCACCACUCUGCAGCCGACUGACGGAUAGAAAGUAAUACUAUGCUCUUAACUAGCGAUUAGCUCCGAUGGGGAAGGGAGGGAGAAGCGAAUAGUUUGGUGCAUAAUUCCACUGCAGCGCAACCCCCAAUCCGUGGCGUAGCUGGCCACCACCUCGGAACAGGAACGGAGCGUGGGACUCGCACAGCAAUUAAGUUAUUCGUUUCUCGGUGGCUGGUUGCCCGGCAACGGCGCGAACUGUUUGGAAGGAAUCCCUCGAGAGACGUAGCCUGCUUAGCGGACGAACAGAAGACCGAUACUCGAAUUUCCAGAAGAAGAAGCUAAACUGCUACCGAAGCACACACCUAACAUGCCAAUAUCAACCAACCAAGCAAGCGGGAUUAUUCAUAGAACCAAAAAGGAAGCAAACAUCCCUGCCACGAUAACGAAACACAGGCUGGAGGGCGACAAAAAAAGCGGAAACUAUUUGUAAAAUCAAAGGGAGACACUCAAAAC